AUGGAUCAGCUGCAAGCUGGCGACCUGAAUUGGCGCCUUAGUGCGCAUCCUAUCACACUAUUAUUCUUCUUAAGCUUCAGAAUAGGAAGCUUACUGAUGUACCUAUUUGGUGUCUUGUUUAUUGAUGAUUUCGUCCUCGUUUUCAUCGCUACGCUUCUCUUUCUCUCAGCCGAUUUCUAUUACCUGAAAAAUAUCGCUGGUCGUAGGCUAGUCGGACUUCGAUGGUGGAAUGAAGUCAACACUGCUACAGGAGAUUCGCACUGGGUUUUUGAAAGCUCAGAUCCCAAUACGCGAUCCAUUAAUGCUACGGAUAAGAGGUUCUUUUGGAUCAGUCUGUAUGCAACUCCGGCGUUGUGGAUUGGAUUGGCCAUUCUGGCUAUUGUUAGGCUACAAAGCGUCAUCUGGCUGAGUCUUGUUGCAAUUGCGCUCAUCCUCACCAUCACAAAUACGGUGGCAUUUUCUAGGUGCGAUCGCUUUAGCCAUGCCUCAAACUUUGCAAGUAGCGCUUUAUCAGGUGGAAUUGCAAACAACAUUACACGGGGUAUGUUCGGAAGAUUAUUCAGAUAA
This is a messenger RNA of Ophidiomyces ophidiicola, 567 nucleotides long. It is a transcript of the gene TVP23, whose product is annotated as Golgi apparatus membrane protein tvp23. Gene Ontology annotation, cellular component: Golgi membrane. The record is from RefSeq and is a predicted model, not a curated record. Lineage: Eukaryota; Fungi; Ascomycota; Eurotiomycetes; Onygenales; Onygenaceae. The coding region runs from base 1 to 567 and encodes 188 amino acids. Gene Ontology annotation, biological process: vesicle-mediated transport; protein secretion. The transcript has 4 exons.